UAAUGUAAAGACUGUACAAAAUGCUUCGUUAAAAUAAAAUCACAUUAAAAUUCAUCCAUACUCGAAAAGGCUUAUCCUCACUCGGGUCGCGGGUGUGCUGGCGCCUACCUAAAAUCAUACAAUUAAAUUCAGCCUCAAAAGCCUUCAGUCUCCACAACCGUAUAUGAAAAUCUCCUCUUCAGAACAUCCGUGCAUACAUUCAUCGGUUCCCGACCACUGAGGGCCUUGGCGCGCAUGCCGAGCUAAAUCUUUGUUCAAUCUCUAUUGUGCUUUACGACCCUCCGACCCCGAGGCGGGGAUCCCGCCACACUUUGACAAGGACUCGUAGCGCGAUGUUAUAGGCGCACUUUUAGAAAAUUGUCACAGAGACAUAAGAAACCUGCCUGAUUACUAGCCGUAGACACGGCCCUGUCUGAUUCCCAAUAGGACGUGGUUGCUGCCGUGGCAACCGCAUAUGCGUUUCGCAGGAUAAUCAAAGGUCAGAGUAAUAACCGUGGCUGUUUUACAGCCGUUGUUUCACUCCACCCAGGAAGAUAACGCACACAUGCAGGCAGGCACAAUUCUUCAGUUUGAGACCCAAGCGAAAGCACCAUGCCGUCCACAACCAAGACCCUGCACUUCCUGUCCAGUGCGCUGGUCACCUGCGUAUCGGCGGGGAUCCUGGGCUUCGCCAUGUCCACGCCGUGGGCCACCAAGGCCAUGAUGUGCGCCCGAGACGGCAACGACUUCUUAAACGGCUCGGCCGCGGUUACGCUGGGGCUCUUCAACGGCAGACUGGAACGGGUGCUUUGUCCCCUUUUCGGACUACCCGUUGACUUUCAAGUGUUCCCCAAGUUGGUGGAGACCAAAGGCGUCCCGGUGGUGCUGCACGCCGUGUCUGUGUGUCUGCUGGUGUUGUGUCUGCUGUGCUCGGCCGUCAGCAUCCUGAUCUCGCUGUACAACAGCGUCAGUAACCCCUACGAGACGUACAUGGGCCCCGUGGGCCUCUACACCUGUAGCACCAUCAGCGCAUGUUUGUCCGUCGUGGUGCUCAUCCUAUUCGUGGUCAACUUCAGCGUGACCACCGUGGCGGAGGAUGUGGUGAGGAGCUUCGACAAGAACACCCUGGUGGAGUUUAAUAUCGUCUCCUCCCAGAUGCUGCUGGGCUACUACCUGCUCAUCCCGUACGCGGCGCUGUCGCUCCUCGCCGUCGGCCUCAUCUAUAUGUACGACCGCGCCGCCUACACGCAACGGCGAGAGCAGCAGCGGCCCACCGAGGACGCUCCCAGGGAGAUCAUGAUGUACUAGCACCCUCCUUAAUUGAGGGAACUUCAAUUAACUUAUUUUAAUGACAAAUUGCAGGUUGGGUGAAUGAACUGUAAAUAGUUAUCAGGUUACUAGCAUUUCUAAUGAGAAUUUACCAGAUACUUCAUUUGUGAUGAAAAUGUACAGAAUGCUAACACGCUAACAGUUGAUAUGUCAACAUACAGCAGGAUAGCGAGCUAAUUAGAAAGAGCGCUAAGGCCGCUCAAUGAUCAAUGUGACGCAAGCUCCGGAGUUAGAUACAAUUUGUAAUGAGAAUGGAUAAAAUGCUAACAUGCCAACAGUUCAUGUGCUAAAAUAUAGCAAAAUAGACUUAUGGAGAGGAGAAGUACUAAGACAGGUUGAUGAGGAUUUUACAUGCUAACAUGUAGCAAGAGAGCAACGUAUGGGGUGGAGAAAGUCUGGGCGAUAUUUCCUGGUGUCGGGUACCAUUUCAAGUGCUGAGAACGGAUCAAAUGCUAAAAUGUUAGCAGUAAUUUUACACCAGCCCUUUAGUUGGUUACUAAUCAUAAUGAGAAUCAAUGAAAUGCUAACUUGCAAACAGUUUGGAUGCUAACAUGUAGCAAACCUGAAUUGAAAGAGAGCUAAGUACUAGUUCAAGUGAGACCUGAUAAAAUGCUAAUGUGCUAACAUUUGGUAUGCUAACAACAUAUUUAAAGGUCUCAAUUAGAAAAUAAAAGUGAGAAAACGUUAAAUGACCCCAAAAAGUUGAGCAACUUUUCUGACACAGUUGGUAGGGCUUGUUUACUAGUUGUGCCAUCGGAGCUUUUGGCAUCCAGAAGUGCGUGUGACGUCACAAAGCACAUAAAGUAGGCGUUGGGAAUUAGGACAUUUGAUUGUUUAAAAAAUAGAAAAAACAAGACAAAAGUGAAGGCGGAGCUUUUUCUCAUCCCAGCUGCUGGCGUUGACAUGGCAUCAGGGUCCGAGGUGUCCCGUGUCCCAUCACUCACCUGGGUCACCUGGACCGUGUUUGGACACGUCCCUCCUUGCGUUCCUCUCGCAACGCCUGCUAACUGCCUUCAAAGAGCCUCUCGCACUUCAAGGCAGCUGCGGAGGGACGGCGCAAUUUGCUCUUUUUUUUUUUCUCGAAUAUGGAUUAUGUUUCGGAGGAUGUGCACUCGGCCGAGAGGAAACGGGAAGCGGGUCACUGUUUGAUCUGCCGAUGUGGCAAUUAGUCAUCUGUUUCGUAUGGUUUUAACACCCCCCCCCCCCCCCCCCCCCCCCCGCCCCCCCAAAGUAAGACAAAUGAAGGACAAAGCUGCAUACGGUAGUGGGACGAUGUUGGACGAAGCAGGAUGAAGCAAAAACAAAAAAAGCUAAUUAAAGGUGAAGCAAGAUGAGGUGGAUCAAAGUGCGAUGACGCAGGAUGAAGUGGGACAAAGUAGGUUAAUGAAGUGAGGAAUAGAGUGAUGGGGAAUGAAGUGGGACAAAGUAGGUUAAUGAAGUGAGAAAUAGAGUGAUGGGGAAUGAAACAGCCCAAAGUCCCGGUCCAUACCCUGGCUAUUAAGUUGGAAAAAAAAAAGUUCUCUCCGUGAAGUGUGCACUCACGGCCGACAACGAGGCGCUCUAAAGCGACCACGCCAAUCCAAUUUCGGCGUGCAGGCAUAGCUAGCUAGCUAACCGCAUGUCGCAAUUGCACAGGAUACCCGGUGAUGUGAAUGCAGGCGCUCAAGUUGGUUAUAGUGGGUAAGGGGUGACCUUUAGCCACGGCCCCAAAAAAUUCAGGAAAACUGGAAAAACGGUGAAAAACAGUACAAUACUAUCACCACAAUUGAGUACUAUAGGGUUCUCAGUAUUUGCAUGUUUUCAUCAAAUAUCGGUUGCAUCACGUUGAGUCUGGGAACGUUAGCUACAGAAACACAGCUGACGCUGAAGAUUAGCUCCAUUGGCAAGCGGAACGAGGUCAUUUUUUUGUGUGUGUGUUUAUCAGAAGACCGUCGUGUGCUUCACUGUAUUUGGUCCUGAACAUAGAACUGAUACUGUGUUCAUUUGUACUUAUUUUCCACGACGUCUGCCGGUACCGAUCUGAAAAUAAAGCAAAGCAAACGUCUGAAAA
Phyllopteryx taeniolatus (common seadragon) is the source of this 3358-nucleotide messenger RNA. RefSeq names its product clarin-3. Bases 592 to 1287 code for a protein of 231 amino acids. The transcript is spliced from 3 exons. The record is from RefSeq and is a predicted model, not a curated record. NCBI's taxonomy places the organism in Eukaryota, Metazoa, Chordata, Actinopteri, Syngnathiformes, Syngnathidae.